CCGCGGCUCGGUCUCUUGCAGGGCGCUGUCGAGGGGCCGCUGUUCAUCAACGUCUGCAGCUGGAAAAGGGUCCCGGCGCCCAAGGGCCCCAGCGAGCCCACACCUGUCAGCGCGGGGCCGCUAGAGGAAGCAUCUGGCGAAGGAGACCUUUACAGCAUUAUAGAUAUUGCAUAUAACCCAGAUGUUCUUCAGAGGGGAGAAGAAAACCCAGAAAAAAUGGAACACUUGAUCCAUUUGACACUUAAAUUCAUUGAGGAACGAUGCAACCUUGUUCUUUCUUAUUUGUACACCAUCGAAUCAUUCAAAUUGAAAGGAAGCCUGGAAACGAUGCAGCAACGUCUGAAAGGAAGGCAGAAGCCAACUCCACAUCUCAGUCAGAACACAAAGAAGGAACUGACACUUGAUCAGCUGCUACACAGUAUAGAAGCUGACAGCUGCAGCAAUGUUCCUGCGAUGCUGAAGGAAGAAAAAAGCAUGACACAGUCUAAAGUGCUUCUGAUAGAGGAAAUUACCAGUACUGAAAUGCUAGAGAAGCCAAGUACCCCUGUCUACAAAAUGAUCACCAUGAAAGAUGCAAACAAGAAACCACUCAAAAUUGAACUUAAAAUUGAAUUGCCUAAGGUUAGCUCUGUUUCUGAGUGUGAUCUGAGAAUUUCAAAGGAUGACAUAAUCAUUGAAGUCCCUGAAAAAUACAAGCUACAACUAGAUCUGCCAGAAUUGGUGGAUGAAGAAACAACUACAGCAGUAUUUAACAAAGGGAAACGGGUGUUGUCUGUCACAAUGGCAGUUGCCAAGCCAGAUCCUUAA
Molecule: messenger RNA, 807 nt
Organism: Tauraco erythrolophus (red-crested turaco)
Lineage: Eukaryota; Metazoa; Chordata; Aves; Musophagiformes; Musophagidae
Source: RefSeq, a predicted model, not a curated record